Lactuca saligna is the source of this 366-nucleotide messenger RNA. Lineage: Eukaryota; Viridiplantae; Streptophyta; Magnoliopsida; Asterales; Asteraceae. The record is from the annotation of a GenBank genome assembly.
AUGUACAAGUUAUUUGCAGCUAACGGCAGCCGGUCUCUGAAGAUAGUAUUUGACAUAAAUACUCACUUGUCGAUGGAAGUAUACAAAUCUUUCAUUCGGGAGGUUGUAAGCUAUUUGUGGUAUGACAUCGAUUUCAAUAAGAACACAUGGACAGACGUUUCUGAAGCUGAAAGAGUUAUCAUAAUUCGCGAUUACAAAUCAUCCCAUGGAUCCAAUUUAUUGGGCGUCACUGAACCAUCGGGUAUGUGCGCCGAUGUUGAUGUGAAUGUUUUUCUUCAAAACCCGACAUUUGUGACGGCCAUUGGAGACAUUAUCCGCUCAUUUACAAAUCAAGUCAACAACGAUGGUGAAGAUGCAAACACAUAG